AUGUCGUACGAGGAAAUCCCUCCGGACGUCGUGUCGCCCCAUGAUGCGACACAGACAAUCCAGCAGACGCUCAAGUGCAAAGACACAGUGAUAGCAUUGUACGACUUUCCUGGCACCCAGCCAUCCCACCUUCCCUUGGACCUCGGAGACACCGUUUAUGUUCUAGCUAAGAGUGACAGCGGCUGGUGGGACGGCGUGUUAAUUGCCGACGGUGAGAUGCUGCGAGGCUGGUUCCCGCAUAACUACGUUCGACUGGUGAAUUAUGUUCAGCCGGUGUUGAAUAAACUAAAGCUGAAUAAGGAAAUCGACUCCAUAACGGCUGCCAACACAGCCGCCAACGUGCUAAUACCGUCCUUUACAAGCCUUUUGCAACGGUCGCUCGUGGACCUGGGCAAGAACAGCCCGGCAAGCAACACACGUAAGAAUUCCGUGGUGUCUUUUGCCAGUCUGGAAACCAGCAUAUCGGACCAGAGACUGCGGUCGAACCCGGCGCUUUCAAACCAUACUCCUUCACCUUCUUCAGAAGCCACCGAGGGUGCAUCUCCGGCACCAGCUGCCCAUCAGCCCUCCUUCGCCUCCACGUUAUCGUCUCAUUCGGAGGAUAUGCCUGUUGCCCAGGAUACCCCCAUCAAGUUCAUACCCGUGGAGGAGGCCGAGCGUUUGACUCUCGAGGUUAAACAGACUGAAGGCAAGAACCUUGUGUGGACCGCACGUGGUACCACUACGGGUGACGUUGCCUUCUAUUCUGAGCAGUUGGAGGUGUAUUGCGAAACGCUACCGUUGGUGCCGCUUAUGCCCCAAGUUGACUUCAAUGGAGGCAACUUGCUGCUUCCAACACGCGAAGCGCUUGAUAACAUCACACCGGUGAAUGUGGUGAGAGACGACAAGGCGGAGGAUGAUCCCCACGGCCGGUCGAAUUCUAGUGUGAAGGGAUUCGAUAUGAAGAGAGAUUCCAAUGCAUCUUCAAUGUCCACCACGAGCUCUGUGUCAUCGUAUCAUCACUUCCUGCAACCAUUCUUUGCCACCAGCGGGUUGUUUUACAACUCAUUUGAUGAUAUCAACAAGUGGACAGAGCUCAAGGACCAUUUUAACUAUCUUCUCGAUUUGACCCACAAGGCAUUGAAGGAUUCCAACAAGCAACUAUUCUCCAUGCACCUCUCACAGCUUACCAAGGUGGUUUCGAUCGUCUUGGCCGGGGCAAGACUAGUUCACCAUGACUUCGCUGACUCCAAAUAUGAAGGCUCCAUCAGAAGAAAGCUCAAGCGUAUUACAAAUGGCUUUUCCCAAUUAUACAUCAAUGGCCUACUACAUCUCAGCGUCAUGCACUAUUCUGUCGCUGCAUCAAAUGCAGAGCUCUUCAGUUUAGAUAUCCGCAGCCUCAACCGAUCCACAGGUCCUACCCCACAAGCAUCUACAGUGCUGCCAUCAGAGUCCAUAAGCUCUUCUAUUACAGGCCCCAACACUAGAGGUCUGACUGAUGAUCUGGCCUCCCAUGACUCCGUUGAGUCUUACCUUCUGCAGAUCGACCAUGAGGUUGACGCUGUGAGAUCCAACAUGAAUGGUCUCAUCAAAAUCUUCCUUCGUCUUAGUAAGGGCAAAAGAGUGACAAUCAAGGAUUAUGAUAGCUCUGAUGCUUCAGAAGACGAGGGAGAGGAUCGCUUCAAUGUGCUUCCACAAGUCUACCCUCGCUUUCUUGCUGACGAAUUCAAUGGCGGAAACUGGUGCAACCCGUUCUUUACAAACACCAAGCCUUAUCUCAACUUGAGUGGUGAACACUUGAAAAACAGAUAUCAUCUCAAAGUGAUCAUCGACAAUGCAGGAUACGAACGGGUCAAACUGUCUGCUACUGAGAUUGUCAAGAUUAGUUCGGAAACAUUGAACUACUUGGGACCAGACAACCAAGAGAAGUACUACAACGAGCAGCUCCGUAACGGGCGUAAUGAGCAGAUAUUGCGUUUCAUCUACAAGUACUUGCAUCAUGCCAGCUCCAUGCUUGAUUUGCUAGAAUCCUUUGAUUUCACAGUCUUUUGUCUCAUCAAAAGGUCUUCCUCUGGUGAUAGCUUGGGAAGUAAUGAGGAACUUAAGUACGGGGAUCAAACUGAUGAUAACACCACUGGAAACCUUACAUUCGACUAUCCCGUUGUCCUUGAGUAUUUCAAGGCUAAGCAGUUCUUUCACACUUUGGUGUCAAAGGUUAUCAUGUAUUCGCAAUCAUUGACCUUGGAUGACCCUGAUGUCUUCACGGCUAUGAAAGAGGAUGACCCAAUCCUUUACAAUAGAGAGACUAUAAAAGAUCCACUUGAGAGAUCUGCCAUGGUUUUGAGCAACAUUUUAAUGCAGCAGAACAAAAUGAAGGCUCCAGACGCAAUUACCCUUGACAAGGAUGAAGUGGUGUCCGAUUUGCUUCUAGAAGGAAUCGACUUCUGUGAGCAUAUCACAGCGCUUGUGCAACAGCUAGUCGAAGAACGUGAGACAAUCUUGAACUACGCCACAAGAGUUAUGCAUGAUGACUUCAACGUCCAGCUACUUGUGAUUGAGAGAAACAACACCGCUGCCAGCGAGAAGAACGAGGAUAGCGGUGCACAGUAUUACAGCAGCAAAAAAGGCGACGAAGACACGCCAUGGUAUUUGGAAGGCGAUGAAGAAGGUGACUUGUUACUUGAUAUCAAGGGUAAUAUCAAGGGAGGAACAAAAGAAGCUCUUGUCGCUCACUUAACCAGACAUGGGUCUCUUGACAGCGGCUUCAUCUCUGUAUUCUUGAUAACGUUUGCCACAAUGAUGUCUAUCGGUGAAUUCAUUCAGACUCUUAUCAACAGAUUCAAUAUGGAUGCUCCUGAAGGGUUAAGCUAUGAAGAAUACUUGUCAUGGAAAUCGUUGAAGCAGAGCAAAGUACGCGCAAAGGUCUUGGACAUCAUGAAAUUACUUAUUGACGUCCACUGGUGUGACUCCUUUUACAGCAUUACAGUGUUGCAACGUUGGUUGGCAUUCGCCCAGUUGCCCACUGUGAAGCGCUUUCCGGUCUCUGAAAAGAUUUCUGAGGGUAUUGAAAAGAUCCUCCGCGGGGAGCCAACCACCAAGAGGCACGAGUCCGCCGUGGUUCUUGGGAAGCCUCCAGCUCCCAUUCUCAAAGGAUUCUCUAUCAAAAAAUUGAAGCUUCAAGAUAUCGACUACAUUGAGUUUGCCAGACAAAUUACUAUCCGAGAGUUCCUGUUGUUCUGCCAGAUCAAUAAACUUGCUUGUAUCAACAAGGUUUGGGGCAAGAAGUCAGGUCUACAGGAAAGCAUAGAGCCUAUUACAAACUUCAUCAAAGCAUCAAACCAGUUGACAAAUUUUGUGGCGUACAUGAUCUUGAGGAAGGAAGACGCAAAGAAAAGAGUCAGGUCAAUCCGCUACUUUGUUCAAGUUGCAGAGAAGUGUCGCCAAUAUAACAACUUCUCGUCGAUGACAGCUAUCAUCUCGGCCCUCUACUCAUCACCCAUUCAUCGUCUUAAAAAGACAUGGGCGUUUGUUUCUCGUGACAUCUUGACCCAGCUUCAUAACAUGAACCGACUUAUGAACUCGACGAGAAAUUUCAAUGAGUAUAGAGAUGUUCUCAAGUUCAUUGGGUCUGAGCCAUGUGUUCCGUUCUUCGGAGUGUACUUGAGUGAUCUCACCUUCAUUUACCACGGAAACCCACAACACUUGUUGAAUCGUACUCGUAUGAUCAAUUUUGCGAAAAGAGCAAAGACGGUUGAGAUUGUUGAGGGAAUUGACAGAUUCCAGAAGAUUGCUUACAAUUUCCAAAGCGUUGGUGAGAUUCAGAAGUAUCUCGAUCUAUGGUUCGACAAGUGUCCUUCCAUCGAGGAACAAUAUCAAUUGUCCUUGAACCUUGAGCCACGUGAGGUGAUCGACCGGAAAGUUUCGAAGAAGAAAACCGGAAAAGACGAAAGUCAGCAGCCUCGGCUGGCGGUCAAUGUGAACAUUUGGGGCCUUAAACAGCUCAAGAAUGGAUCCAAUAUCUUGAACACGAAGACCCCAGACUCCCAAGACCUUCUACAACCAGAAGACGACAACGAAUCCAAAAAUGGCAGUCAAACCCAAUUGGCUCAAGAAGGUCAAUCCGAAGAUACAGCAGCACAGACAGCUCCCCCAAUUGCAACCUCAGGACCUUUGAAAGACAUAGACAUGGAGCAGUUACCUCAGCUUGUUAGGGCCAAACUAAAGAAGUUCGUCAAAUAUGAAGAGAAAUAUCCUGUCUUGCUUGAUGCUUAUAAAACUGAAAAGCGUAAGGGUGAAUUGGUUCUGGCGUUUGAGAAGGUGCUCAAGGAGUUCACCCCAGUUUCCCUGAUCGCAGACGCCGGAGAGCUUGUGGAGUACUUGAAAAGCAUACACGAUAAGACCGGUAUAACGGAGCAGGAGCUUAGGAAGAAGACGGCAGAGGUGACUCAAUUGACAAGACGCCUAGCUGAUGCUGACAAGACUGUGAGAUACACAGAGGAAGCGCUUGACAAGGCCCUGAAAGUUAAGGACAGUUUAUCAUCAGAGGUUGAUUCUCUCAGGCUGGAUCUCCUGAAUGCAACUCGUGAGGCUACUCCACAGGCAUCGGAAGGGAACGCUGAGCUUCAGAAGUCUAUCGAUGCACUCAAGGAACAACUUGGGUCAGCUCAAACUACCUUGGAGGAUGCCACGGAAGAAAAGGAAAGACUCACAAAGGAUUUAGAAAAGUCGAACACUGAGUUGAGCUCGGUGCAAAAGGAGUUGGAUUCGUUAAAGAACGAUGGUGAUAGCAUAUCUGGACAAUUGAAAGAUCUGCAGCUUAAGCAUGAGACAUUGACUAAGGAACUCGAGUCAAUUAAACAUGAAAAGGAUACUCUUCAGAGCAAUUACAAAUCAUUGGAAGGAGAAAAGAGUACCCUUCAAGCGAGAGUUUCCGAUUUGGAGAGCAAGAUCGCAGACACGGAAAAGCAAAUUGAGGAGAUUCAGAAGGAAAGAGAUGAGGCUCAAGCUAAAUCGGUUCAAGCGUCCAAAGCAGAACCAGAGACGCAAUCUCAGCCCCGCUCUACUGGAAAUAAAAAGAAGAAGAAUAAGAAGGCCAAGGCACAGUCCGCUUCUCCAGCACCAGAACCAGAGACACCUGACGCAAAUAGUGGUGCUUCUGAGUUCAAGGCAAAGUUUGAGGAGCUCACUCAGAAGUAUGAUGAUCUCGUUGCAGAGAAAGAGUCACUCGCAUCAGAACUCAGAGAAUCAAAGAAGAUGGUCGAGUCAAAGAAAGAGGAGAUUGAGUCGUUGAACGAUAUGUUAAGAGAAACAGGCAAUGACUUGGUCGCCGCAAAAGAUGAGAUUAAGCAAUUAAAGCUGGAUUCGCCCUCGAAAGAAGAACAUGAGAAGUACAAUCAGCUCGAGAGGCAAGUGGAAGAAUCGUCGAAGGAACUUGAGAAAAUCAGACGUGAGUCAGAAGAGAAAUCUGAAAAGUUGAAGGCCGAGCAUGCUGAGCAAGUUGAAAAGAUAAGGCAAGAAGCUAUUGAGAGCCUGCAGCAGUCAUCAAAAGAAGAGAUCGAAGCACUCAAAUCAAGCUCCGAGAAGGCGUCUGGCAUAAUUAAGGAUUUGAAGGGACAAGUCUCAAGAGCUAACAAAGAUCUCGAGAAAUCCAAGAAAGAAAUAGAGAGCUUAAACCAGGAGAAGGCCAAAUUGAAUCAGCGUAUCGAUGAGCUCGCUAAGGCUAAAAGCGUCGAUUCAUCGUUGAAGCUUGAGAUUGCGUCAUUGCAGUCGUCUGUGUCGCAUAAGGAUGAGCUUAUCAAGGAGUUCAGAGAAGAGUCAGAAAAGAGAGCAAAAGAGAGAGACACGUUGAAAGCAACAAUUUCCCAGCUCGAAAACUCUAAUUCUAGUUUGCAAGGUAGCAACAAGUCGCUUGUUCAAGAAAAGUCGGAUCUUAUCAACAAGCAGGAGGUCACGAACCAACGCAUCAGCUCCCUAAACGCAGAACUUUCCAAACUUCAAGUUAGCAGACAUGAAGUAGUCAGCGAACUUGACGAGCUAAAAACAAAGUUCGACACGAUGGUGAAGACAAAGGCCAACUCAUCCGAUGAAGUUCAGUCAUACAAGCAGCAAUAUGAAGAGCUUAGUAUGAAAUCCAAGGAGGCUCAAAACAGAAUUGACACCUUGGAGGAUGAGCUUUCUGAGGCCAAACUGAUGUUACAAGAGAGAACUCGUGAGUCAUCUACCAUAAGAAAGCUUCUCCUCGAGGCUGAAGAACGCAAUAACAUUGAGUGUGCUAAUCUCAAGAACGAUAUUAGAUCCAUCAAUAACGAGAAGUCGGAGCUUGAGUCCUCUCUCCAGGGUGUGCUCAAACAAAGACAGCGUGAAAUCGAUGAGUUGAAGUCGUCAUUGUCGGAGUCCGCCAACAAAAUCAAGGAGUUGACAAGCCAGAUUGAGGGCCUUAAGAAGAAGUACGAGCCUUUACUCAAUGAGAGUGCAAUCCCUCCAGAGGCAGCAAAGAAGACGAAGGAUUUGGAAAACACAAUCGAGGAGUUACGAAGCUCCCUUCAGUCUUCCAGUGCCAAGGUCAAAGAGUACGAAAACAUGAAUCGCACGCUCAAGAAGUUGAACGAGGAAUCUUCUCUCAAGGUUGAACGUCUCCUGCAAAAUUACAAGCACGUCACACAGCAGUACCGCCAAAUGCAAAGUACAAAAGCUACUCCUCCCGAAUCCACCAGAAGCUCUUCCGAACUGCCUGCCGCUAAGUCUACUCCAGAUAAGGAUACGAACACUGCUUACCUCAAGAAUGUUCUUUUCGGCUUCUUCGAACACAAGGACCAGCGUGAGCAGCUUUUGCCAGUGGUGAAGACACUUUUCCAACUCGAUGAUUCUGAUGAAGCAAAACUCAUGAACGCAUUGAAAUAA
Molecule: messenger RNA, 6879 nt
Organism: Candidozyma pseudohaemuli
Lineage: Eukaryota; Fungi; Ascomycota; Pichiomycetes; Serinales; Metschnikowiaceae
Gene: CSC25
Product: Ras family guanine nucleotide exchange factor
Exons: 2
Coding region: 1-6879 (2292 amino acids)
Biological process (GO): Ras protein signal transduction; positive regulation of GTPase activity
Cellular component (GO): plasma membrane
Molecular function (GO): protein binding; guanyl-nucleotide exchange factor activity
Source: RefSeq, a predicted model, not a curated record